This is a messenger RNA of Abrus precatorius (Indian licorice), 2268 nucleotides long. RefSeq names its product exocyst complex component EXO84A. The coding region runs from base 1 to 2268 and encodes 755 amino acids. NCBI's taxonomy places the organism in Eukaryota, Viridiplantae, Streptophyta, Magnoliopsida, Fabales, Fabaceae. Gene Ontology annotation, cellular component: exocyst. The record is from RefSeq and is a predicted model, not a curated record. Gene Ontology annotation, biological process: exocytosis; intracellular protein localization; Golgi to plasma membrane transport. The transcript is spliced from 7 exons.
AUGGAUCAGUCACCGUUCACGACUCCGAGAGGAUCUCUUUCAUCGAGCAUAGGAGACUCUUCAGAGCUUGAAGCCAAUCUCACACUCAGCGAAAGGCUUAAGAUUUUCAAGAGUUCCUCCUUUGAUCCCAAUGCCUAUGUCGCCACCAAAUCACGCAGCAUGAACGAAAAGGAGAUAAGACACUUAUGUGCUAAUCUUGUUGAGCUGAAGAAGGCUUCAGCAGAAGAAAUGCGCAAAAGUGUUCUUGCUAAUUACUCAGCCUUCAUACGUACAUCCAAAGAAAUUUCAGAUCUUGAGGGGGAGCUUCUUUCCAUGAGAAAUCUUCUAUCCACCCAAGCUGCUUUGGUUGAAGGUGUAGCACAAGGGUGUCAGCUUAGUGCCUUGAUUAGUGGAAACGAAGACUCAGACAUGGAUGAUGUACUAAAUGAGAAAACAGAUAUAUCCAAGACAGAAAAAUGGCUAAUAGAAUAUAUGGAAACUCUUGAAGUUAUAUUAGCAGAGAAAAGAGUGGAUGAAGCUAUGGUUGCUCUGGAUGAAGGAGAAAAAACUGCAAAAGAAAUUAGUGAAGGGAAAACUUUAAGUCCAGGUUUAUGUGAGUCAUUGCAAACUGCCAUUACAGAACUCAGAAAAAGACUAGCUGAUCAGCUGGCGGAAACCAUCUGCCAGCCAUCAACUCACAGUGCCGAGAUUCGAUCAACAGCGUUGGCAUUGAAAACUCUUGGGGACGGUCCUCGUGCUCAUACGUUACUGCUUAAAUCUCACCGAGAAAAGUUGCUGCGUAGCAUACAAGGCCUUGAAUCCACCACUUAUAGUGGAGUUGGACCAUACACUACUACACUUUCGCAGUUUGUCUUUUCAACCAUUUCACAAGCAGCAUCAGAUUCUUUGACAUUGUUUGCUGGAGAAGAACCUUCAUAUACUUCUGAGCUAGUAACUUGGGCAGUAAAACAGGCUGAGCAAUUCGCCGUUCUCCUUAAGAAACGCAUUCUUGCCUCUACAGCUGCUGCAGGAGGUCUGAGAGUGGCAUCUGAAUGUGUUCAUGUUUGCAUGAGUCACUGUUAUCUGCUAGAGGCUACUGGGAUGGCCCUUUCCCCUGUGUUGCUAAAAUAUUUUAGGCCUUUUGUUGAGCAAGCACUGAACACAAAUUUGAAAAGAAUUGAACAAAGUAGUGCUGCACUGGCUGCUGCAGAUGAUUGGUUGCUUGCUUAUGCACCAACCAACAGGAAUUCUGGCGAACCUCGAUCUUCUUCUUAUAGUAACUUAAGUUCAUCCCAGCCAAAACUUUCAAGCAGUGCUCACAAAUUCAACUCAAUGGUUCAGGAGCUGUUUGAAGAUGUAGGACCUCUUGAAAUCCUACAAUUGGAUGCUCUUGCAUUUGAAGGCCUUCUACAAGUGUUCAACUUCUAUGUCAAUUUGCUAAUAAAUGCAUUGCCAGGUUCAGUUGUAACUGAGAACUUGGAAGGUUCAGGGCACAAAAUUGUUAAGAUUGCUGAGACUGAAGCACAGCAGAUAGCAUUGCUAGCUAAUGCAAUAUUGUUGGCAGACGAGCUUCUCCCUCGUGCUGUUGUCAAGCUUGCACAUAGCACCAGAGGUGAUGAAUCUCAGAGAAGAGGAUCAGACAAACAAAGGCCUCCAGAACAGCGUGAAUUGAAGAAAAUACUACAGCGUGAAGUUGAUCGCCUGCGAGACAGCUUCUGCCGGCAACAUGCUCUUGAGCUCAUCUUCACAGAAGAAGGAGAAGCGCGUCUGAAUGCAUUAAUAUAUUUGAGUAUGGAUGGUAAAGUGGAGCCACCUGAAUGGUUUCCUUCUCCAAUUUUUCAGGAGAUUUUUGCAAAGCUUACUCUAGUGGCAAGCAUUGCAACGGAUGUUUUUGUGGGAAGGGAAAGAUUUGCAACUGUUUUAUUGAUGAGACUCGCAGAAACAGUGAUCCUGUGGCUUUCUGAUGACCAAGCCUUCUGGGAAGAGGUUGAGACAGGACCAACGCCAUUGGGUCCUCAUGGCCUUCAACAGCUUUAUUUGGAUAUGCAAUUUGUGAUGAUAUUUUCAUCUCAAGGCCGCUACUUAUCUCGUCAUCUACAUCAAGCUAUUAAAAACAUCAUUGGUAGGGCUAUUGAUGCUGUUGCUGCUACAGGGCUAGAUCCUAACAGUAUCUUGCCAGAGGAUGAGUGGUUUGUUGAAGUGUCUGAAAUAGCUAUAAAGAUGUUAACUGGGAGAGCUGCCUUUGACAGUGCAAACGCUGAUGUCACUAGUCCAACUGCAUCAGUCUAA